This is a messenger RNA of Nicotiana tabacum (common tobacco), 4677 nucleotides long. RefSeq names its product DExH-box ATP-dependent RNA helicase DExH3-like. Gene Ontology annotation, molecular function: helicase activity; ATP binding; RNA binding. The record is from RefSeq and is a predicted model, not a curated record. Gene Ontology annotation, cellular component: nucleus; intracellular anatomical structure. NCBI's taxonomy places the organism in Eukaryota, Viridiplantae, Streptophyta, Magnoliopsida, Solanales, Solanaceae.
ACUUUCUGUGCCCACUUAAACGCCCGUUCGCUGCUCGCUGGACUCCUCCCAUAAUUUUACUCACCACGCCACUCCACUAUCCUUCACCACCGCCUCUGUGCUAUCGGAGCUACCAUCUUCUUGGGCACACUAUCACCUUCUUUCCUUCCCCAGACAAGAGAAGGUUUGAAACUAAAGCACAUCAAUGAUCAUAGCCCUUUUCAAGCUCCUUUUAUCGAACACAUAAAAUGCAUUCAAGAGUAGGGUGUCUCUUAGCAUGCACAAAACGGAGGUCUUCUUAUUCUUCUACUUGCUCUGCACUUCUCUCUAAUCUACUCUCUUCCAAUUCAAACCGGAAUAUAUUCGCGGCUUGCCACCGGCGAAUUUUGAUAGGCAGUGAUAUAAGUAAGGUUUAUUAUGUACCGGAUUCGAAUUUUCGUUGGUUGGGACAGCAGCGUGGGUUUUGUAGAUACCCUGCUACCGCCGCGUUGGAGCAAUUCUCCGACGAUGAAUAUGAAUGCGACUACGAAAAUCAUCCGGCUUCAUCAUCAGUGGCCAAUAUAGACGAGUGGAAAUGGAAACUUAGUCUGCUGCUGCGUAAUGAAAAGAACCAAGAAGUUGUAUCCAGAGAUAAGAGGGAUAGAAGAGACUAUGAGCAGAUAUCUAACCUUGCCAAAAGGAUGGGUCUCUAUAGUGAAAUUUAUGGAAAAGUUGUAGUGGUGAGCAAGGUUCCUCUUCCAAAUUAUAGACCCGAUCUUGAUGAUAAGCGGCCUCAAAGAGAGGUAGUAAUCCCACUAAGUUUGCAAAGGAGAGUAGAAGGCUUGCUUCAGGAGCAUAUUGAUAGAACACAGCUCAUUAGUGGAAAAGCUGACAACAUUUUAGAUGGAACAAACUCCUCUGAUAUGGUUGAAGAUGCGAACUUGGAUGAAAAUCCAGAUUCAUUCUUAGAUGGCUCUGUCAUGGAGAAGGUUCUUCAGAGGCGGAGCUUACGCAUGCGUAAUAUGCAGAGGGCUUGGCAGGAAUCUCCUGAUGGCAACAAAAUGCUAGAAUUCCGGAAAUCUCUUCCUGCAUUUAAGGAAAAGGAAAGGUUGCUCCAAGCAAUUGCACGUAAUCAGGUGGUAGUAAUUUCUGGCGAGACAGGAUGUGGUAAGACCACUCAACUGCCACAGUACAUUCUAGAGUCAGAAAUAGAAUCUGGCCGUGGAGCAUUUUGUAGCAUAAUUUGUACACAGCCUCGAAGAAUAUCUGCUUUGGCGGUUGCAGAAAGAGUGUCUACAGAGAGGGGAGAACCUCUUGGUGACUCAGUGGGCUACAAAGUACGAUUAGAAGGGGUGAAAGGAAAAAAUACACAUUUACUAUUUUGCACGAGUGGUAUUUUGCUUCGUCGUCUUCUCAGUGACCGCAAUCUUGAUGGUAUAACCCAUGUUUUCGUUGAUGAGAUUCAUGAGCGAGGCAUGAAUGAAGACUUCCUGUUGAUUGUGUUGAAGGAUCUUCUUCCACGACGCCCAGAUUUGAGAUUGAUUUUGAUGAGUGCUACUCUUAAUGCUGAAUUAUUUUCCAGUUACUUUGGAGGGGCUCCAAUGAUUCAUAUCCCAGGCUUCACAUAUCCUGUAAGAGCGCAUUUUCUGGAAGAUUUGCUGGAAAUAACAGGGUAUAAGUUGACUUCGUUCAACCAAAUUGAUGAUUAUGGUCAGGAGAAGAUGUGGAAAACACAAAAACAGUUAGCACCUCGCAAAAAGAAAAAUCAGAUAACUGCUCUUGUUGAGGAUGCUCUAAACAAAUCAAACUUCGAGAGUUAUAGUGCAAGGGCACGUGAUUCAUUAGCAUGCUGGGCUCCUGAUUGUAUUGGAUUCAAUCUUAUUGAGGCAGUUUUGUGCCACAUAUGUCGAAAAGAACGUCCAGGUGCUGUACUAGUAUUUAUGACUGGUUGGGAAGAUAUUAGUUGUUUAAGAGAUCAGCUUAAAGCCCAUCCUCUCUUGGGAGACCCAAAUAGAGUGUUGUUGCUCACUUGUCAUGGUUCUAUGGCAACCUCUGAGCAGAAACUCAUAUUUGAGAAGGCACCUCAGAAUGUACGUAAAAUAGUACUUGCAACAAACAUGGCCGAGGCAAGUAUUACUAUAAAUGAUGUAGUCUUUGUAGUGGACUGUGGAAAAGCGAAGGAGACAACUUAUGACGCGCUAAAUAAUACUCCAUGUUUAUUACCUUCAUGGAUUUCACAAGCCUCUGCCCGACAAAGAAGGGGCAGGGCUGGCCGCGUGCAACCAGGCGAGUGUUACCAUUUAUAUCCACGAUGUGUUUAUGAAGCUUUUGCUGAAUAUCAACUACCUGAACUCCUGAGAACUCCUUUGAAUUCUCUUUGCUUGCAAAUAAAGAGUUUGCAGGUUGGAAGUAUUGCUGAAUUUCUAUCAGCUGCUCUUCAGCCGCCAGAACCAUUGGCUGUGCAAAAUGCUAUUCAGUUUUUGAAGAUGAUUGGUGCAUUAGAUGAAAAUGAGUAUCUUACACAUCUAGGAAAGUUUUUAGCAAUUCUCCCGGUGGAUCCCAAGCUUGGGAAAAUGCUCAUUAUGGGUGCUAUUUUCCGUUGCUUCGAUCCUGUAUUGACUAUAGUGGCUGGUCUUAGUGUGCGGGAUCCUUUUCUAUUGCCUCAAGACAAAAAGGAUUUAGCGGGGACUGCAAAGUCUAGAUUCUCAGCAAAAGACUAUAGUGACCAUAUGGCGCUUGUCCGUGCAUAUGAAGGAUGGAAAGAUGCUGAAAGGGAAGGUUCUGCCUACGAAUACUGCUGGAGGAAUUUCCUCUCUGCCCAGACUCUUCAAGCUAUCCAUUCUCUUAGAAAGCAAUUUAUCUUCAUCUUGAAAGAUGCUGGAUUGCUUGAUGCUGAUACUGCAACUAACAAUAAACUAAGUUACAAUCAGUCUUUGGUUCGUGCUGUCAUAUGUUCUGGCUUGUAUCCUGGAAUUGCAUCGGUGGUGCACAGAGAGACAUCAAUGUCCUUCAAGACUAUGGAUGAUGGACAAGUCUUGCUUUAUGCUAAUUCAGUCAAUGCUCGUUAUCAAACGAUUCCAUACCCUUGGUUGGUGUUUGGUGAAAAAGUGAAGGUCAAUACAGUCUUCAUACGAGAUUCUACUGGAGUAUCUGAUUCGAUUGUGAUCCUAUUUGGUAGUACUCUUGACAGCGGAGAUACGGCUGGGCAUUUAAAGAUGUUGGGUGGAUACAUAGAGUUCUUCAUGGAUCCUACUCUAGCAGAUUGCUACAUAAAGCUCAAAGAGGAGCUUGAAAUGCUUUUGCAAAAGAAGCUUCAAGAUCCUGAGGUUGACAUCCACAAGGAAGGCAAAUACCUUAUGCUUGCUGUUCAGGAACUGGUUUCAGGAGAUCAGUGUGAGGGAAAGUUUGUGUUUGGUCGUGAAAACAAGAGGCCUAAAGAUUCUAAAGACACUGAUAGAUUUACAAGGGAUGGGACAAACCCAAAGAGUUUGCUGCAAACCCUAAUGAUGAGGGCAGGUCACUCCCCUCCCAAGUACAAAACAAAGCAUCUAAAAACAAAUGAAUUUAGGGCACUUGUAGAGUUCAAGGGAAUGCAAUUUGUAGGUAAACCAAAGAGAAACAAAGCUCUUGCAGAAAAGGAUGCUGCAAUAGAGGCACUAGCAUGGUUAACUCAAACUUCUGAGAAGAAUCAUGAUGAAGAUGAUAAAUCUCCGCCUGAUGUCACCGACAACAUGCUGAAACUUCUUGGUAAACGCAGGAGAUCAAAGCGUCGUUGAGGAUGGACAGCAGACAUUUUCUUUUAGAGUUGGUAGUGUGGACCAUUAAAAGGCAAGCUUGAAGCUUCCAGUUGAUCAACCUCCAUACGCUGUCUCACUUGUGCAAGUUCAAAUACACUGCUGCUUGCCACAACCUGAUCAUGGUGGUGACUAUUUUUACCCUGGUUUAGAGGUAUCAGGUUCAAAUUAGGCUCAUAAAGAAGAAAGCUCCAUGAGUGCAAAGUUGGGCCAUGGAUUGUCACCUGAUGAGUGCAUCACUAAACUAGAAUGGUUGACCGGAUUGUAAAAUAAGAGGGCUGUAAGUGAGGUUCAGAUGUGUUGCAACUAGCAGGAAUCCUGCAACCAUUUCUGUGAUCCCAUUGGCUUGAUUCUUGUGUGUAUAAAAUAGAGUGUCAUGCUUCCGCUCGAUCCAAGAACUGUCCACAAGAAAGUGACUUUAGCCGAACCUUCAGGCAAUUUCUGCAGUUUUACAAGGAGAGGUUUCAACAGCUUAUUUUGAACAUGAAUUGAGCAGUCUCUAAGAUUCAAGAGGCUAUCGGAGAUCAAACAUUAUGUCUUGAGCAGGUUGCUUCUCUGCCUCAACAAAGUUUGUUACUGUAAGUGAAGAUAAUGAAGGCACUCAGAGGUGGCUAUAUGGAUAAAUGGGCUAGAAAAUUUUCGCUCUUAUCAAGUUGUUUGAGUACCUGAAGAAGAAGCCUACAACAUUAAGUGGUUUGUAGUAACAUUUUAUAGGUUUAAUAUAUUAGCUUAUUUGAUUGUUGUAACUUUACGCAUUAGUUUAUUUAAUUGUUGUAACUUAACUAUAGUUUUUCAGCUGUAUAUGAAUUAGUCAUUACUCUUUGAUCAGUGCCAAUCUGUUGUGGUCUCUUGUAGAGGAAUAAUUUUGUAAUUCUAUUGCAAGGGUAUAAAGGUAUUAUGAGAACAUUUCGGUUUUCAGUGACCA